GAUAACGUUCCAACCGAAACAUUCGUCAAGAUGGACCCAUCGACUCCGGAAUUUGACCGGCUCCGCUUUUUUCCGCUCUCGCGGUUUUUCCGGGAAAGGCCGGGAAAAGGCGGAACCGGUCGGACGAGUGUUUCUAAUCCGCUCGCCUUUCACUCGCGAUCUCGUUUGGCAGCAAACCCGAUCGAUUUCGCAACCCCUGCAGCGCUGUCGACCCCCUGCAAACCAGCGCUUAUCGCGAGCGCAACGUCAGCUGUUUGUCCGUUGAACAUCUUGCGUUAUCGCGAACGCACAAGACCCCCCGCGUUAUCAAGGAUUACACAAGCCUCUCGCAGCGGGAAUCCUCCGCCGAGAUUCGCGGUAAGUUGACGGCAUGCGGUAGCACGACAACCUCAGAUCGUCGUGUGAAACUCACGAAGCAACAGCGGCCGACAAUGUUCUCCUGGAGGAACGUUCUCUCCGUCGUCUCGCAGAAGUUCGCGAGGAAGUUACAUCUCUCGAAAAUCCGACAAGAAGCUGUGAUAAUAGACGGAACGAAAAUAGCAGAGGAAAUUCAAGAGGAAUUAAAGACAGUUGUAGAUACUUGUACAAAUGCCGGGAAGAAGAGGCCAAAGCUAGUGGCGAUAUUGGUGGGAAAUCAUCCAUCCAGUAAAGCAUACGUUGGUAGGAAAAUGAAGGCGGCAAAGUUGAUAGGAAUCGAGAGUUAUACUAUUCAUUUGGGAGAAAAUAUAACGCAGGCAGAGCUUCUUAACGAAAUCGACAGUCUCAACAGAGAUCCAUCAGUCGAUGGUGUCUUGGUACAAUUACCAUUACCUAAGGGCAUGAAUGAAAGAGAAGUAUGCCAAGCAAUAAUUCCCAAGAAAGAUGUGGAUGGCUUCCACUUAGAGAAUCUCGGUAAUCUGACCCUCGAUAACAGCAGUAUUGUACCAGCCACUGCUCUAGCCGUGAAGGAAUUAGUACUCAGAACUAAAAUCGAGACCUUUGGGAAGAAUGCCGUGGUUGUGGGUAGAUCGAAGCAUGUCGGGCUGCCUAUCGCAUUGUUACUUCAUGCCGAUGGCAAAGGUGAAACAGGUGCGAUGGAUAUGACAACGACAAUCUGCCAUCGUCACACGCCUCACACAGAGUUAGAAAAAUAUACGAAAUUGGCGGAUUUGGUAGUAGUGGCGGCCGGGGUUCCUGGCUUGAUCACCAAGGACAUGAUAAAGCCGGGUGCUUGCGUAAUCGAUGUGGGUAUCACCAGAAUGAAGACAGCAGACGGCAAGUAUCGUUUGGUGGGAGAUGUGGAUUACGACAGCGUGAAGGAGGUCGCCGGGUACAUCACACCGGUUCCCGGUGGUGUCGGUCCCAUGACGGUGGCGAUGCUGAUGAAAAACACAGUCACGGCCGCUAUGAGAAAUCAAGAAGACAUAAAACAGUCCGAUCAAUUGGAAGACAGCGAGGCAUUUGUAUAUUGACGCAUGAUAAUAGAAUAUGUUAUUUGAAAUG
This is a messenger RNA of Pogonomyrmex barbatus (red harvester ant), 1482 nucleotides long. Its product is annotated as NAD-dependent methylenetetrahydrofolate dehydrogenase. Gene Ontology annotation, cellular component: mitochondrion. Lineage: Eukaryota; Metazoa; Arthropoda; Insecta; Hymenoptera; Formicidae. Gene Ontology annotation, biological process: tetrahydrofolate interconversion. Gene Ontology annotation, molecular function: methenyltetrahydrofolate cyclohydrolase activity; methylenetetrahydrofolate dehydrogenase (NADP+) activity; methylenetetrahydrofolate dehydrogenase (NAD+) activity. The record is from RefSeq and is a predicted model, not a curated record.